This is a messenger RNA of Didymodactylos carnosus, 657 nucleotides long. Lineage: Eukaryota; Metazoa; Rotifera; Eurotatoria; Philodinida; Philodinidae. The record is from the annotation of a GenBank genome assembly.
AUGGGUUGUCUGCCAUCGAAAAGUGCUCGCGCAUCAUCAAGAAAGCACUCCUGUCCGCCCUUCAGCACAAUCUUGCUCAAUGAUGUACCACAUUCCAGACCGCAGUCAUCAGAACCAUUAGUACAGCCAACAGAAUUCGGUUUAAUCGAUGAAAAUCUCGAAGAUUUUACUAUUGUUUGGCUUGAUGGUGAUAUAGAUCGAACAGAUGAUUCCUUAAAUACACGAACUUUGUUACAAAAUGUAAAUCAUUCUUUAAAAAUAUUUAACGAACCGAACAGUUGUCUACAUUACGUUAAUAGUAUUGAAAAAGAAAAACUUUUUUUAAUCGUAUCUGGGUCUUUGGGUAAAGAAUUCAUUCCACUAGUUCACAUAAAAUCCCAAAUUGUAUCAAUUUAUGUAUUUUGUACAGAUAAAAGUGCUCAUGAACAAUGGACAACGUUAUAUCAGAAAAUUUAUUAUAUUUUUACUGAUAAACAUGUCAUGAUUAAUCAAUUAAGAAAUGAUAUUGCAUCAUAUUAUAAAGAUAUAGUGCCAAUGAGUAUCAUAAGUAGUAGUUUAAAAGAAAGUUCAUUUCGUGAUAAUGAAAAUAUUUGGUUUGUUUUAUUUCAAUUAGAGGUUAUUCAUUUAGAAUGUCUAGAAAACAAAAUCGUUUUUUGA